UUCAGCAAUUUUCUAAACAUACGUACGUCAACUCCGCACGACAAUAAUAAACACUAAGUUUCUUAACUGUGUGCUAUAUGCGAUAGGAAGAUAGUUAAGCAGAAUUAAUUUUUGUUUUCUAAUUUUAUUAUUUGAGCUAAGGAAAUUAAGAUGAUAAGAAAUUCAAUUCUGAUCUCUAAGAGAUUCAUUGGAAAGACUCCAAGUCAAUUUAAUCGGAUCGGCAGCAGAUGUUUGUCUUCCGGUGCGAAUAAUGGCCUAGUCAAUGUCGAUUUGAAUGAAAAAACUGGAAUUGCCGUCGUUACAUUGAAUCGUCCUCCGGUUAACAGCUUGAAUUUGGAGCUGCUCAAAGAUAUUUCAAGCACAUUGGAUGAGUUGGAAUCAAACAAGUCACGAGGAAUGAUUUUGACUUCGGCAAGCAAAACGGUGUUCUCUGCUGGUCUGGACAUUACAGAGAUGCACAAUCCGCAACCGGACCGUGUGAAAGCUUUUUGGACUGCGCUUCAAGAUGUCUGGCUAAAGUUAUAUGGCUCUUCAUUUCCCACAGCAGCUGCAAUCAAUGGUCACUCUCCAGCCGGUGGGUGUUUGUUGGCUGUUUGCUGCGAAUAUCGAGUUAUGGUAAACAACUACACGAUCGGUCUGAAUGAAACUCGUCUUGGUAUUUCUGCACCGUUUUUCUUUCAAUCGGCCUUCCGUAAUGUUCUGUCCAAGCGUGAUGCUGAGAAGGCCUUAACGCUUGGCACAAUGUUCUCCACCGAAGAAGCGUUAAAGGUGGGACUUGUUGAUGAGACUGCCGUCGACAAAGCUGACUCAAUUGCGAAGUGUGAGAAUUUCCUGCUUCAGUUUAAGAGUGUGUCUCCAAUGGCUCGGUCAUUUACGAAACAGACUUUGCGCAAGAAGGACUUGGAAGAGUUGGAGAAUAAUCGGGAACAGGAUUUGCAACUAUUCUUAUUCGCAAUCAAUCAGCCUGUCGUGCAGAAGGGAUUAGGAGCUUACAUACAAAGUUUAAAGAAGAAAUGAUGUGGUUA
Messenger RNA from Bradysia coprophila, 1025 nucleotides. RefSeq names its product enoyl-CoA delta isomerase 1, mitochondrial-like. NCBI's taxonomy places the organism in Eukaryota, Metazoa, Arthropoda, Insecta, Diptera, Sciaridae. Gene Ontology annotation, biological process: fatty acid beta-oxidation. The record is from RefSeq and is a predicted model, not a curated record. Gene Ontology annotation, cellular component: mitochondrion.